Pangasianodon hypophthalmus (striped catfish) is the source of this 895-nucleotide messenger RNA. Its product is annotated as arginine vasopressin. The transcript is spliced from 4 exons. Gene Ontology annotation, cellular component: extracellular region; secretory granule. Gene Ontology annotation, molecular function: neurohypophyseal hormone activity. The record is from RefSeq and is a predicted model, not a curated record. Lineage: Eukaryota; Metazoa; Chordata; Actinopteri; Siluriformes; Pangasiidae. The coding region runs from base 136 to 597 and encodes 153 amino acids.
GUUAGAUGUAGCGGUGUACAUGUGGCACUUGCUUUAUUCAUCAAGUGAGUAUAAAAAGCUGCUCUUUGUCUCCAACCUCCAACAUCUCUUCUGCUCUCUUUCUCAACGGUCAGCGUCAAAGGCUCAUCAAGCACUAUGUCUGGGACUGCACUGUAUGUGUCUUUGCUGUGCUUUCUUACGGUCUGCUCAGCCUGUUACAUCUCUAACUGCCCAAUAGGUGGCAAAAGAUCCUUGAUAGAUGCACCAGCUCGCAAGUGUAUAGCAUGUGGUCCCAGGGACAGGGGCCACUGCUUUGGUCCCAGUAUUUGCUGUGCAGCAGGUUUAGGCUGCUCUGUGGGCUCUCCUGAAGCGGCAAGCUGCAUGGAGGAGAACUACAUUCCCACUCCAUGUGAGAAUGGAGGAAGAGCAUGUGGAUCUGAGGGGGGGCGCUGUGCUGCUCCAGGUGUCUGCUGUAACUCAGAGGGCUGCAGCACUGAUCUGACAUGUCUGGGUGAUGAUGAAUCUGAUCCAGAGAGCAGUGAUGGCCCUGGUGGAGAUCUCCUCAUGAAGCUGCUGCAUGUGACCAGACAGCAUUUGGCCAGCAGAAUUCACCAGUGAGCCUCUGUGAAACCAGCGCUGGAUUUGUUUGAUUUUUAUAUUAUUGGCGCUCUUCACUAGCUCUUAUACACUAUAAUGCACUCCUAUUUAAAAUGGCUUUGUGUCCACUAUAAUUAGGGUAUCAUUUAUGGAUUAACAUGUAGUGGCUAUGAUGGUUACUGACUGAUUAUGGUUAUGCUGAUAAUAAAUGUAGAGAAAACAUGUUUUGUGUAACUAGGUUUCUAAGAAGCUGAUGUCAUUUUGAUUUGAUGGCUGUAAAAAUAACUAUGUUGUAAAAGUACACAAUCACUUGACGAGG